This is a messenger RNA of Cimex lectularius (bed bug), 1494 nucleotides long. RefSeq names its product G protein pathway suppressor 2. Gene Ontology annotation, biological process: regulation of transcription by RNA polymerase II. Bases 208 to 1269 code for a protein of 353 amino acids. The record is from RefSeq and is a predicted model, not a curated record. The transcript has 9 exons. Gene Ontology annotation, molecular function: transcription coregulator activity. NCBI's taxonomy places the organism in Eukaryota, Metazoa, Arthropoda, Insecta, Hemiptera, Cimicidae. Gene Ontology annotation, cellular component: transcription regulator complex.
UAGAAGGUUGCAAACAGGUUGGGGAAUGUACAUUUUUUGAGUCGAAUUCCCUUUUUGUAUAUUUUAUUAAUAUUAAUUAUGACCCGUUUCAAGAUGUAAACGUCGGGAAAAUUAUUUUAAAAUAACCAUUUUAUGAAUUGAUUCCACUGCAGUUUUAUAUGCCACUUGUUAAAAAUUGAGCGUCCAACAAAUAAAGAGGCACAAGCCAUGCCUGCAGUGGUGGCCUGCCGCCCUCAGAGCAGUGAGCAGAUGUUCCAGGCCUUAAAGCAAUAUAUACUGAAAGAACGACAAAAAAAGAAACAGGAACAGGAGGCAGAUGCAGAAGUAGAAAGGCAACGGAAAGAACGGGAACUGCAACAGAAACAGGAUGUUAUGACUUUAGAGGAAAACAGAGAACAGAUUGCACAGCUAGAGCAAACACUAAAUCAACUUAAGGAUGAGAAACAUCAGCUCUUUUUACAACUUAAAAAGGUAUUAAACGAAGAUGAACGGAGACGACAGCAGGAAACUAGCAAUGAGGUCGUGGACAUGUAUGGCGGCUUGUAUACAGGCGUUUCUCCCAUGCCUGGACAGCUUUCGCAGCUUGUUAUUCAACAGCCUAAUUAUGUUCCUAUGCCUGAUCGUCCAAUGUACAAGGUGCCACCAACGCAUUCAUUUCUUUCACCACCAUCUUUGAAGCGCCCGAGAAGUCCUUCUCCCCCGCCGCACAAACCCCAUUAUAGCCAACAUUAUCCACAGAAACCGGCUCCACCUCCACCACAACGUGUUGUUACAUAUCAAAAAGGAAGCUACAGUUAUUAUCACCAUGGACCAGGUCCACCUCCUGCUCAACCUGCUUUUGGCUAUCCCGGUCAACAGUUUGGGCCUUCUUCAAGUCGAACUGAAGUUUCUCAUCCUGACUCUCAAAGCUCUAAACAUCACAUAUAUAUGACUCAACCAAUGCCCCAUCCAGUAACAUCGUGGCAUACUCCAUUGGAUAAAUUCAGUUUGAAUGAGGACAAGUACUAUCCUGUGGCUGUGGCUUCUAUUCGACCAGCAACUCAUGUACCAGUGCAUGGUGGUGCGAUUCCAAUUCAGCAACCUGCCCAGGGAACAAAGACUGGUGGAAUAACAUCAGGAUAUCCUAUUAGACCUCCGUCUUCAGCGCCUCCUCAACCACAUUUGGUAGUACCGUCUUCUAACACCACGCAUGGCGUGUAUCCAAGUCAACCGUCAAGCAGUAGACUUGUAUACAGUCAGGCACCGCACUACCUGCCAAGGGACUUGUAAUCUUUUCCUGUUACAAAAGCAAACAACAAACUACAAAAGUGUAGUUAUUUGUAAACACUGUAUAAAUUUUCAUUUUUAUGAAUUGAUGGUAUUUUUUCUCGCAGUAGGGUUUGACAUUGAAACACUUAAAUACUAUGAAAUGUAAUACUAUUUUCCAAAUUUAUAAUAACCACAGUACAUUAUUAAUUAUAAACAAACAAGGAUUUAAUUGUAAUAAAGACAAGA